Molecule: messenger RNA, 1131 nt
Organism: Aspergillus mulundensis
Lineage: Eukaryota; Fungi; Ascomycota; Eurotiomycetes; Eurotiales; Aspergillaceae
Exons: 3
Coding region: 1-1131 (376 amino acids)
Source: RefSeq, a predicted model, not a curated record
AUGUCAACGAAACCAACCCUCAUCCUCGCCCCGGGCUCCUGGUACCCAGCCUCAACCUUCGAUCCCCUCGCAUCCCUCCUAAAUGCCCACGGGUUUACCACAAAAACCGUUAGCUGGCCGUCCGUGUCCGAGCGUGCCUCCUCCGUCACAUCUCUAUCCGAAGACAUCGACGCCCUACGCGCGCUGAUCAAACCAGAAGUCGAGGCUGGGAGGGACGUCGUGGUAAUCGCGCACAGCUGGGCCGGUUUACCUGUGAACAGCGGGGUGGGCGAGUUCAUCAAACAACAAGGAGGCGAGAAGGGCGGCGUCGUCAAGCUCCUCUUCAUAGCCGCAUUCAUACCCGAGAUUGGGCACAGUCUCGUCUCGACGUUUGGUGGCGAGGCGGAAUGGUAUGUUAAGGAUGAAAGCAACAAGACCGUCUUCCCCAGUACACCGUACGACCUUUUCUUCCAUGAUGUCGUGGAUGGCGCAUCCUGGGCGUCGAAGUUACGGCCCGCCGCAUGGUCGACGACCAUCGCGCCGGCCACGGAUGCAGCGUAUCUGAAGCUCCCGAGCUCGUAUCUGCUCUGUGAAGAGGAUCGCGCGAUUCCGGCGUUUGUGCAGCAGAUGAUGGUUGAUAAGGCGAGGGCGAACGGGGCCGUCAUGGGGACCGAGAAGGUUAAGACGGGGCAUACGCCUUGGUUGGUGGAGGGGAUGGGGGAGGUCGUUGUGAAUUGGAUUAGGAAGGGGGUGGAGGAGCACAACAACCUAUUGUUCAACGUGUCAGACCAACCAAAUAAAGGCACCUUCCACCUCUUCCCAAAGCUACCAGCUGAGCUCCGUCUAAUGACCUGGCGCGAAUGUCUUCCUCGCCAUGUCAAGGAGCUCGACAUGCCACAGGACAAAGCCAUGUGGACGAGGGCAAGCCCUCCCUGCGCUGAAAACUGGAAAAUAACAUUGAUCAAUGCAUCUCCGCCCAUGAUAUCACGCGUGCGCCGUGAAUCGAGGGCCGUGGCGUUCAAAAGCGUCCGCAAACGCCAGCAGGCUUUUGGGUCCGAACAAUACAGUUUGACUUCGCGCAGUUUAUGGUUGAACCGUCCUGGCCCUGAUUCAACACUCCGCAUGACUCCGUCCAUAUCAACUGGGGUUUAA